CAGACUUUUAGAGAGGAGUCAGAUCACAAUGUCUGUGUUUUUCGGAAGGUGUCAGAUCACAAUCUCUGGACUAUCAUAAAACCCAAAAUUUUCUCCCGAAGAUUCAGACAAAGCCAACAAGACUAUAACAAACGCUUCUUUCUUCAUCAUCACAUUGUUCACGCAACUCUGCUUCUCAUUCUCGAACUUUCCCUGUCAUUGAACUCAAAGAACACUCUCUCUCUGAACUCUGAUCACUUUCUCUUUGAUCCCAGUUUAAACUUUCCUAAAAUCUUGGUCCGUGAUCUUUUUUCUCAUCUGGGUGUGUCUUGGCUCCUGGAUAAUUAAUGCAAAAGCCAUAACUUUUGAGUUUUGAGAUCUUUUCGAAAAGUAGUGCUGCUUUUUAAUUGGGUAUCUAUUUGUUUUCUAGUUCCUCAGAUUCUAUAUUUUUCUGCCCUUUACAUUAUAGAUUUUGGAAUCUCUGGUUAAUAAAUCGGGAUUUUAGUGUAAAGAUUGGUGGUAAGACUGUAGGAGUGAGUAGAUAAACAAUGGAUGCUUGCUGUGUCACAAUGAAGGCUAAAGUGCAACCAGUGCAAGUCAGCAAAGGUUUUAGUAAUGGAGACCGUGGUUUUUGGGGGAUGAAGAUCAAAGUGAGUCCAAAGAACAGGCCAUUUAGCACUCUGUUGUGGAGGAACUUGGGAAGUGAAAAAAGGGCUAGAAAGGUUAAACCAGGGGUUGCCUUCUCUGUUCUUACAGAAGAUAUUAGCAGAAACCGCCUGACUUUUGAAGCACCAGCAUUUGAUCAGCCAAAGGCAGAGGCAGACCCAAAAACUGUAGCUUCGAUCAUUCUGGGUGGAGGUGCUGGGACUCGCCUCUUUCCUCUUACUGGAAAACGAUCUAAACCAGCUGUUCCAAUUGGAGGAUGUUACAGGCUAAUUGAUGUACCUAUGAGUAACUGCAUCAAUAGUGGCAUAAAAAAGAUUUUUAUCCUUACCCAGUUCAAUUCUUUCUCCCUCAACCGUCACCUUGCUCGCGCAUACAACUUUGGAAAUGGUGUGAGUUUUGGGGAUGGAUUUGUCGAGGUUUUGGCUGCCACUCAAACACCAGGAGAAGCAGGAAAGAGGUGGUUCCAGGGAACAGCAGAUGCUGUGCGGCAAUUUAUAUGGGUGUUUGAGGACGCCAAGAACAAGAAUGUCGAGCACAUAUUGAUUCUGUCUGGGGAUCAUCUUUACCGGAUGGAUUAUAUGGACUUUGUUCAAAAACAUAUCGACACAAAUGCAGAUAUUACUGUUUCGUGUAUACCCAUGGAUGAUAGCCGCGCCUCAGACUAUGGAUUGAUGAACAUUGAUGAGACAGGGCGUAUCAUUCAAUUUGCUGAGAAACCAAAGGGCUCAGCCUUGAAAGCAAUGCAAGUUGACACCUCUGUCCUUGGACUGUCUGAGCAAGAUGCCAUGAAAUAUCCUUACAUUGCAUCAAUGGGAGUCUAUGUAUUUAGAACUGACGUCCUACUAAAGCUACUGAGAUGGAAGUAUCCUUCAUGCAAUGACUUUUGCUCUGAAAUCGUUCCUUCUGCAGUGAGAGAUCACAAUGUCCAAGCAUAUCUAUUCAGUGACUACUGGGAGGACAUUGGAACAAUAAAGUCUUUCUUCGAUGCCAAUUUGGCACUAACAGAACAGCCUCCACGGUUUAGCUUUAAUGACCCAAAGACACCUUUCUAUACGUCUCCUAGAUUCUUGCCACCUACUAAAGUUGAAAAAUGCAGGAUUUUGGAUGCAAUAAUAUCACAUGGUUGUUUUCUACGGGAAUGUACCGUUGAACACUCUAUAGUGGGUGUACGGUCACGCUUAGACUAUGGUGUUGAAUUUAAGGAUACAAUGAUGAUGGGUGCAGACUAUUAUCAAACUGAAUCUGAAAUAGCAUCUCUGCUAGCGGAGGGAAAGGUCCCCAUCGGCGUUGGACAUAACACAAAAAUUAGGAAUUGCAUAAUUGACAAAAAUGCAAAGAUCGGAAAAGAUGUGGUCGUUGAAAAUAAAGAUGGUGUUGAAGAAGCAGACAGACCAGAUGAAGGAUUUUACAUUAGGUCUGGGAUCACAGUCAUACUGAAGAAUGCAACAAUUAAAGACGGAACGAUCAUAUAAAAUCAUGGAACUACUUGUAACCUGUUUUCACAGAUCUACUACUGAUGGGAGCUGAAAGAGUCCUGCAUUCCUGCAUUGACUUGUUUGCAAUAAAAGCAGCUAGGAGGCGUGCCUCUGUAUGUAAAUUACUACUUCUUUUGAUGCAUUUAUGCAGAGAACCUUAAAAUGUAGCUAGUUGUGUGUAGUUUCCGAAUAAGAUAUGUUAUCUAAAAGUUUUGGUUCAUAAUGUCCCUAAGUAUCAUACUUAUCUGUAGUUAUAAUCUCUGGACUAACAAAAUCAUCUCUAGGAGAGCAUCCGGCUUCCUCCAGCCAUGAAAAAUUCCCAAAAC
Molecule: messenger RNA, 2446 nt
Organism: Ilex paraguariensis (yerba mate)
Lineage: Eukaryota; Viridiplantae; Streptophyta; Magnoliopsida; Aquifoliales; Aquifoliaceae
Source: the annotation of a GenBank genome assembly